This is a messenger RNA of Necator americanus (New World hookworm), 852 nucleotides long. RefSeq lists its product as uncharacterized. Lineage: Eukaryota; Metazoa; Nematoda; Chromadorea; Rhabditida; Ancylostomatidae. Bases 1 to 852 code for a protein of 283 amino acids. The record is from RefSeq and is a predicted model, not a curated record. The transcript has a single exon.
AUGGACCGACAUGUGACAUUUUACGAGCAAUUACCGACCGAGUCGGAGGUUCUGAUCUGUGCCCAAAAGAUAAGAAAUGGAAAAUCUGGUGGAGACGACGGAACUAGCGCAGAAAUGCUAAAAUAUCUUCCUCCGUCUGGGAUUCGUGAGAUGACAAAGAUCAUCCGUUUAAUACGGAUAGACGAAAGGAUACCUGAUUCGUGGAGACACGCUAUCAUAAUUCCCCUCCACAAGAAGUUAUCCGUCACGGACCCCAGGGAUUAUCGAGGAAUCUCCAUUAUCCUAGACCGACUCAUUAAACAUCGCGAAGAAACAACGCGCGACGAGCAAGCUGGCUUUCGUCCUGGCCGAUCUACGAUUGACCAGGUGUUCAUCGUCAGGAGAGUGAUCGAAAUCUGGCAGCGGUAUUCGAAGCCAAUGCAACUAGCGUUUCUGGACUUUGAAGCCGCGUUCGACUCUCCUCACCGAGGCCGUGUUCUCAACGCGUUUCGCGCCGAUGGAGUACCAGGCAAGUUCGUUCGCUUGCUUGAUGACAUAAAUCAACGAACAACUGCUGUAGUUCGAACACCAGCCGGGUAUACAACUCCAUUCGAGGUAGUAACUAUGGUAAGACAAGGAGCAGUGGCAAGAUCCUUCCUGUUCAACUUUGCUAUCAAUGAAAUCAUGGGAAGAACAGUCGAUCAGUGUCCUGCCGAAGACGUCUUAGCACCAGCAGCGUACCUCUUGACUGAUUUCGAAUACGACGACGAUCUUGUUAUAUUCGCGGAAAGUACAACGAAACUUCAACAUGUUGUCAACCUUGUAUCGAAGUUGGCUGCAGCCUAUGGAUUACGUCUACGCACUGAUAAAUAG